CCAAGUCAUUGUCGUUGGCGGCGGUGUAAGGUGAAUUAUUUGUAUCCGCUGUCGGUCUCCUUCCUUUUUAGAUCUUCCAAAUUUGAACUCUCUCUCUAGACAAAUUCAAAAUCGUCAUCAAAUUUCAUCUGGUUUAGCUUCCAAGUUUCAAUAAGUGAAAUUUUCUUAGUAUUGGAGCUGAAUUUCAGUGGGAGUUCUCUCUUGAUUUGAUUUUUCAGCAAGAGAUCUUGGUUCUCAAGAGCACUAGUGAGGGAAGAUGGACAAAGUUGAAUCAAAGAGCUCAGAUUUGGUCUGGUGCAAUGGCGAAAUCCGUCCCUUCCAUCCUCAUUGCCUGGCGAAAAAUGUAGAAGGGGUCGAUCAGAAAAUCAAACAAAUGGCUGAGAUAAUUGAACAGGUUGGAGAUCUUCCUGCUGAUAAACCCGAGAUUAAAUAUCAAAACCGCCUUCAGUUGAUUGCUCUUCUGGAGGAAAUUAGCCAGGGGCAUCAACUGCUGGCUCAACAGUAUGAUCACUUGCUUGAAAACCGUGUUGCUUCUCUAGCUCAUCAAGACUCAUCCAUGCUGACUCCCGAUCACAAGUUGGGAAAGCAGAAAACUGAACAGCAACCUGUUGCUUUUACUUACCCCCUCAGCUCUGGCAGCAGCAGCUCUAAUGUUUCAGGAAAGGAAGGUUCUCAAUUUUCCUCGCUAUCAUCAGAUUCUGAUUCUGAAUCUUCUAAUGCGUCUCCUAAGAAAUGCUCCAGCUUGAAUUUGAGAAAUUCUGGACAAAUGCAGAAAGGAGAAUAUGUGGUGAAGGAGUCUGGGAUUUCAGAGUAUGGUUUGAUAAACGCGAGGGACACUGAUGAGUAUAAUAUGCUGCUUUCGACAAUCUCCAGAUACGAAGAAGAAUUGAGGGCUUCAAAUGGAAAACUUCUCUCUUCAGAAGAUGAAAUUAUGAGGUUGAAUAGUGAGCUUGAGAAUGCCUUGGUGACCACGGAUAAGUGGAAAGCCCAACUUGAGACAACUAAGAACGAGGUGAAAAUGAUGGAGGUUGAUCUUGAUGUAGAGAAAAGGAAGGCGUCAGAGCUUCAAAUGCAAGUUGCUAUGUUGGAAAGCAAGGUGUUUGACUCUAGUUCCCAGAUUGAGACACUAAUGGAAGAGUUGCAAUUAACGGGAAAAAAGUUAGGAAUUUCAGAGGCAGAGGUUUCUGAGUUGAAGCGUGCCCAAUACGAUAGAGAUAAUGAGAUAAGGAAAUUGACAGCUUCACUGCAGGAUGCCUUGAGAAAUGCCGAAAUGGAGAAAGCAUGGUUUCAGUCUCACAAUUCUAGUUUAUCGGAAAAUCUGACACUUCUAGAGGCAAGACUUGCAGAACGUGAGAUGCAAAUCAAAACAUUGGAAAAUGAGAUCAGGAAAUGCGAAGGUUUGUAUGAAGCACAGGAGAUCAGAUGGCAAGGUGACAUUGAGGGAUUCAAAACGCAGCUGAAUGAGAAACUCGAAUUAGUGGAAUUUUUAAACAAAUCCCAAGAUGGGCUGAAACUGAAGUACGACAUGCUGAUGGCUGAGAAAGACGGACUUAAUGCUAAGGUACAAGCACUUACUGCGGAGCUAUGUUCUCGAGAGAAUAAUAUUAGACAAGUGGAGGGUCAUCUGCACAAAUUGCAAUCACAAAAUGGGGAGCUAAUUGUGGCUUCUGAAACUGCACUCAAAUUUAGGGAUGAACUUGGAUUGAAAGUGGAGAAUUUAGAGAAAGAAGUGGCAAGGCAGGCAGUCAUGAUCUCAGACAGAGCUGAGGAGAAAAGAGAGGCCAUACGGCAGCUAUGUUUCUCACUGGAGCAUUACAGAAGUGGCUAUCAGCAGCUCCGCCAGGCAUACGUUGGGCAAAGGAGGCACGCAGUAAUUGCUUCUUUAUCUCGGUGAAUUCUAAAAGCAAUCUUAUGUUAAAGUUUACAGUUCUAUAUUUUCUUCUCUAUGUUUAAAUGCUUUGUUGAUGCACUAAAAUCGAUCCUUUAACUUCCAAAAAAAACAAAAAGAGGCAGGUUUGUAUCAUGGCGAGGUCUGAAACUUGGGUUCUGCCGACACUCAUGAUAAACCGUAUUCAGUUUAGUCCACAUGGUGGAGAUCGUGUCAUCAGCUGUUGUAGGUUGUAUGUCUAUUUCAGUCUGAAGCAGUCAUAAGGAGUGAACAUGCGCUUUUAGAAUGUGGGUAACUGCAGAUGUUUGAACCACUUUUUCUCUUCCAUGUUGGGGGUUAAUGUGUGAAAUUCAUCAGUUCCCCUCAUCCUUGACCGGACUAAAUUGAACCAGGAGGAAAUUCAAAAUUUAAGUACGUAACGAGGGCUCCCACUAGAAAAAGAACUAAAGAAAAAUAUGCAAAAUGAGAGCUGAUAGGACUUAAAGGAGUGUGCCGGUCAUGCCCUGAUGCAUGGAUGUAAAAGGUGUUCUCUUACAUUACAAAGAUGAAAUCUGAAAUUUGUCUAUUGAGCAUUUGAUUUCCUAUGGGAAAAUAUAUUGUAGUUCUUUAGUCUUCGUAUUUUAUGUGAAUGGUACGAUUCUUAGUCUUGUUUUCAA
Coffea arabica (coffee) is the source of this 2544-nucleotide messenger RNA. The record is from RefSeq and is a predicted model, not a curated record. NCBI's taxonomy places the organism in Eukaryota, Viridiplantae, Streptophyta, Magnoliopsida, Gentianales, Rubiaceae.